This is a messenger RNA of Ricinus communis (castor bean), 2359 nucleotides long. Its product is annotated as folylpolyglutamate synthase. The record is from RefSeq and is a predicted model, not a curated record. Gene Ontology annotation, cellular component: mitochondrion; cytoplasm; cytosol. Gene Ontology annotation, molecular function: tetrahydrofolylpolyglutamate synthase activity; ATP binding. The transcript has 15 exons. The coding region runs from base 253 to 1878 and encodes 541 amino acids. Lineage: Eukaryota; Viridiplantae; Streptophyta; Magnoliopsida; Malpighiales; Euphorbiaceae. Gene Ontology annotation, biological process: tetrahydrofolylpolyglutamate biosynthetic process.
CUGCCUGCAGUGGCAGAAAUAUUCUCUACUAGUAGACGUAGGAGGAGUGGAUGUGAAAAAUUCGCAUCUGAUAGCACUCUCAACUCCAACCUUCCAACCCAAUCCACCAAACUCAACCCCCCACUCACUUCCCUUCCACCAUUCUUUUCUUAUUCCCAUAUCUCAAUUCUUCUCUUAUUCCUUCCUCUUCCUUUCUACUCUCUCCAUCUCUCUCUCUCUCUCUCUCUCUCUCUCUAUAAAGCUAAACAGACUAUGGCCGAAAACGACGCUGGAUCGCCGAAGCGUGGAGUUACUUCAUAUGAGGAAGCAAUGGAUGCUUUAUCAUCUUUAAUAACAAAACGCAGUCGUGCUGAUAAGAGUAAUAAAGGAGAUCGCUUCGAUUUUCUCUUCGAUUACUUGAAGAUGCUAGACUUAGAGCAAGCUAUAUCAGAAAUGAAAAUAAUCCACGUGGCAGGAACUAAAGGAAAGGGAUCAACAUGUACGUUCACAGAAUCUAUACUAAGAAAUUGUGGUUUCCGCACUGGACUUUUCACUUCUCCACAUCUUAUUGAUGUUCGUGAAAGAUUUCGUUUGGAUGGUGAAGAUAUUUGUGAGGAGAAAUUUUUGGCAUAUUUCUGGUGGUGCUAUGAUAGAUUAAAGGAAAAAACUACUGAAGAAAUCCCAAUGCCUACUUACUUCCGUUUUCUUGCCUUACUUGCCUUCAAGAUAUUUGCAGCAGAGCAGGUAGAUGUUGCUAUAUUGGAGGUUGGCUUAGGCGGAAAGUUUGAUGCAACAAAUGUGGUUCAAACACCCAUCGUAUGUGGUAUAUCUUCCCUUGGGUAUGACCACAUGGAGAUUCUUGGAAAUACUCUUGGAGAAAUUGCCGGGGAGAAGGCUGGCAUCUUUAAGCACCGCAUUCCAGCUUUCACGGUGCCGCAACUUGAUGAAGCCAUGCAUGUGCUUGAAGAUAAGGCUUCUAAGUUAGAUGUACCUCUUCAAGUGGCACCGCCUCUAGAUCCCAGCUUGCUGAAUGGUCUAAAACUCGGGCUUGAAGGUGAGCACCAGUAUCUAAAUGCUGGUCUUGCCAUUGCAUUAUCUUCUAAAUGGCUUCAGAGGACUGGUCAUGUUGAAUUCAGCUACUUGGAACAAAGUAGCCCACUACCGGAGCAUUUUAUUAGGGGACUAACAACAGCAUGUCUGCAAGGGCGGGCUCAGAUUGUUCCUGAUCGAUGUGUCAACACUGAAACUAAUGGAGAUCUUGUGUUUUAUUUGGAUGGAGCCCAUAGUCCUGAAAGCAUGGAAGCUUGUGCAAGAUGGUUUUCUCUUGCCAUUAAAGAUGACAACCAGCAACACACCUUAAAUUCUCCACCACAUAGAAAUUAUGAAUCCACUCUUGGGUUGGUUGGGAAGCACCAAAAUGAAAGAUACAGGAAUGAUUUCAUGCAGAUACUGUUGUUCAAUUGUAUGUCAGUGCGGGAUCCUCAACUACUUCUUCCACGUCUGAUGAAAACAUGUGCUAGUCAGGGCGUCUACUUCAAAAAGGCACUCUUUGUACCGAAUACAUCAGUGUAUUACAAGGUUGGAUCCCAGGCUUUACCCCCAGUGGAUCCUCAAGUUGAUUUGUCAUGGCAAUUUACUCUGCAAAGAUUAUGGGAAAGCCUUAUCCGAGGCGAUAAAGGAGGGGAAGCCAAUAAUGUGGAUGCUCUUUGUGAAGAAGUUAAAGAUGAAACAGGUGCUACUGUCAAGAAUUGUGAAAACAGUGCAGUCUUUCCUUCUCUGCCAUUGGCUAUUAAAUGGCUUAGGGACAGCGUCUUACAGAAUCGAUCAGUUCGCAUCCAGGUCCUUGUCACUGGCUCAUUACAUCUUGUGGGUGAUGUGUUGAGAAUAGUGAAGAAGUGAAGAGGCAAAAUUUGAAGGUCUCUAAUUGCAUAGGUGGAUCAUUUUUUCUGAGAUACUGGGUGUUACAGAUGGCAAGUUGUUCGAAUGAGUUGGAUCACUUUUCUAAGUGAGUUCAGUGAGUUCUCUGCCGGUGCUUUCCAAAGGCAUUCCGAUAGUAUGGUUUAUGGUUGAAGCUGUCGACUAUUGAAUGUUUAUGUACCGGGAGAGUUUGAAAGAUGCAAAACAAUCGAUCAAUCUUGAUGACAAAGUUUUCAUUAUUUCUUUUCUGUAAGCAAGGAAAUAUGAGGAGUUCUUGGAAAGGAUUAAAAAUUACUUCGGAAGAGAAGUUCAUGUUUUCCCUUUCUAUGACAUCCUGAAAUCAUGUAAGCAAGUUCAUCUUUCAUUUAUGAUAAACUUUGUUGCUAAACAAAGAACCUUAUCAAACACUUCAUAAGAAGUUUUAAUCAGCCAUAUUGGUAUUUGAGAAGAAUGGUUUUUUGAA